This is a messenger RNA of Rubroshorea leprosula, 2266 nucleotides long. The record is from the annotation of a GenBank genome assembly. Lineage: Eukaryota; Viridiplantae; Streptophyta; Magnoliopsida; Malvales; Dipterocarpaceae.
ACAUUACAUUUGUUGAUGAUCAUUUCAAAUGAAAAAGUAUAACAAAAUACAUGGAAAUUGGAGACAUCCAAAAUUUUGGCUAAAGGAAUCUGAUUUUUUAGGUGUUGCCACCUGUUUUCCAAAGUCAACAGCUUCUCAGACUUCAUUUUAUACUCUAUUAAACAUAAUAGAUUAUUUGCUUACCUCAGUUGCUAGGUAAAGUUGAUGCUGCAUGGCUUCUGUGAGCCAUUCAAAUGAUGAUGCAAACGAGGUGGACGUCGGAAGCCAGUCAUCCUCUCACCGGCAGACAAAUAACAUGCAGUAUGUUCACAAGGUUGGAGUUCCUCCCAAGCAAAACCUCUUCAAGGAAUUCACAACCACUUUCAAAGAAACGUUCUUAGCAGAUGAUCCACUACGUCCCUUCAAGGAUCAACCGAAGUACCGGCGGUUCAUCUUAGGCAUCCAGACUAUCUUCCCUAUACUUGACUGGGGAAGAAGUUACAACUUUGCCAAAUUCAAAGGUGAUAUCAUUGCUGGGCUGACUAUUGCAAGUCUCUGCAUUCCUCAGGAUAUUGGUUAUGCAAAGCUAGCAAAUUUGGAUCCACAAUAUGGACUUUACUCCAGCUUUGUUCCUCCAUUGAUUUAUGCCAUCAUGGGUAGUUCAAGAGAUAUAGCCAUAGGACCGGUUGCUGUGGUAUCACUUCUACUAGGGACUCUGCUUCAAAAUGAGAUUGAUCCCUUAAAAAAUGCCGCUGAGUAUCGGCGGCUUGCAUUUACAGCUACCUUUUUUGCUGGGAUCACCCAAGCAACCCUUGGUGUUCUUAGGUUGGGUUUCUUGAUUGACUUCCUGUCCCAUGCUGCUGUUGUUGGUUUCAUGGGUGGAGCUGCCAUUACAAUCGGUCUCCAACAGCUUAAGGGUCUUCUUGGAAUCAAAACGUUUACUAAGAAAACAGAUAUUAUUUCUGUAAUGCGCUCCGUUUGGGGAACAGUCCAUCAUGGAGGAAAGAUGCAGAGGAAACUUUUCUGGGUGCCUGCAAUUGCUCCUUUGAUAUCUGUUGUUCUCUCCACCCUUUUUGUGUUUCUAACUCAUGCAGAAAAGCAAGGAGUUCAGAUUGUGAACCAUAUAGCGAAAGGAAUCAAUCCUCCAUCCGUACAUAAAAUCUUCUUCACUGGCCCAUAUCUUCUAAAAGGUUUUAAGAUUGGUGCAGUCGCUGGUAUGAUAGGAUUGACGGAGGCUGUAGCAAUUGGAAGAACAUUUGCUUCUAUGAAGGACUAUCAAUUGGAUGGAAACAAAGAAAUGGUGGCACUGGGAGCAAUGAAUAUUAUUGGUUCAAUGACAUCCUGCUACAUCGCCACAGGUUCAUUUUCUCGAUCUGCUGUAAAUUACAUGGCUGGUUGUCAAACGGCAGUUUCUAAUAUUGUCAUGUCCGCCGUUGUGUUUCUAACCUUGGAAUUCAUCACACCCCUUUUUAAGUACACUCCAAACGCCAUUCUUGCUGCCAUCAUUAUAUCAGCUGUUGUUGGCCUAAUUGAUUUUCAGGCUGCAAUUUUGAUAUGGAAGAUUGAUAAAUUUGAUUUUAUUGCUUGCAUGGGAGCCUUCUUUGGAGUAGUUUUUUCAUCAGUCGAGAUAGGCCUUUUAAUUGCAGUCUCAAUAUCCUUUGCUAAAAUCCUCUUACAAGUAACUAGGCCCAGAACUGCAGUUCUUGGAAAGAUUCCCAGGACAAAUCUGUAUAGAAAUAUUCUACAAUAUCCAGAAGCAACUACAGUUCCAGGCGUACUAACUGUGAGAGUUGAUUCUGCAAUUUAUUUCUCCAACUCUAACUAUGUUAAGGAGAGAAUAUUAAGAUGGUUAAUGGAUGAGGAAGAAAAAGUCAAAGCAGCCUGCCUACCAAGGAUCCAGUUCUUGAUUGUUGAGAUGUCACCUGUCACUGACAUAGACACCAGUGGAAUCCAUGCCUUUGAAGAGUUACACAGGAGUCUCCAAAAGAAAGGUGUUCAGCUUGUUCUGGCAAAUCCAGGAGCAGUGGUGAUAGACAAGCUGCAUGCGUCGAAAUUUGCAUAUUUAAUUGGUGAGGAUAAGAUCUUCUUGACUGUUGCAGACGCUGUAUCAUCAUGUUCUCCAAAAAUGGUGGAAGAAGAAGUAUGAGAAAUGAAAUGAACAAUGUUGUGGAUAUAUGCAGAUGUGUUUGCUUGCUCGGGUCCAGCUAUAUUAUAAAGGGAGUUGAGUGCAAUUCCUGGGAUAAUAAUAAUAAUAAUGUAAUAAGACAACUAAAAGUGCAUAAUGAGG